GUUGUAUGUAUACUUCCGGUUUGUUUAGUGGGCCAAUAGUUAUUUUUAUGUUACACAAUUUCAGUUAAAUUAUAUUUCGACCCAGUAGUAUGGAUAAUGUAACUGAUGUCACUGUGUCUCCAUGCAGCGAUUCAGCAUAUAUCAAACCGCUCAGAGUCUUUUACAAACAGAAUGGUGUUUCUAAAACUUGGGAUGCAGUGAAGUCACACGACAGUGUCUGCAUUUUGCUUUUCAAUAAAUCAACAGAAUCAUUUGUGUUUGUGAAGCAGUUCAGGCCAGCAAUCUACAUUCAAAAAUCAGAGCUACAGAAACAUGAGGACCAUUGGAAAAUAGACACAGGCAAAUAUCCUGGGGAGCUGGGUAUUACAUAUGAACUAUGUGCUGGAAUAGUUGACAAGGAUAAAAACCUGGAUGUCAUUGCACAAGAGGAAAUAUUGGAGGAAUGUGGGUUCCAGGUUCCAUUAGAGAAACUGCAAAGAAUAACCUCAUAUAGGUCAGGGGUUGGGACCAAUGGAGCAUUACAGACAAUUUUCUAUGCAGAGGUGACAGGUGAAAUGCGUGUGACAGAGGGUGGAGGCAAUCACCACGAAGGGGAAUUAAUCGAUGUCGUGGAAGUACCAGUCAAGGAAAGCAGACGCCUCAUUUUAGAUGAUGAAAAUGUCACAAAGCCAGUUGGUCUCAUGUUUGCUUUGUUGUGGUUUUAUGAAAAUAAGCAUGGGGCUUGUUCCACAUGACACAGUGCACAAGUAAUUUAGUACUACCUCCUGAAACUUGAUGAAAAUGAGCAAUAAAAUAUUUGUAGAUCUAAUAUAAUUUAUUUAGCAUCAUACAGAGUACCAAAAUGUUCUACUACAUGUACUUUCCUUACAGAGUUCCACAAUUCUGCCCUUAUUUGUAAAAUUGUCAUUAAUUAAAAAAUUGUUUUUCAUCUUUUAUGGCAUCGUGAGUUGCUAAAAAUCUGCUUUUCACUAUGGAGAAAAGUCAGUGAUGGUAAUGAUUUUUGAGGUACUCAUAUGUAAACUUUUGUAGACAAUCUAAAAAUCCGGAAGCUAAUUGUCACUGACACUUUUAAUCAUUCCACAGUUUCUAUUUUCGUGUAUGUUUAUCGGUUGUUUUUAAUACGAAACUUGGCAAUGAAAAUAAGAAAUAUAUUGUCAAUAAAUGGCAUUAAAUCGGA
This is a messenger RNA of Lingula anatina, 1177 nucleotides long. RefSeq names its product uridine diphosphate glucose pyrophosphatase NUDT14-like. The record is from RefSeq and is a predicted model, not a curated record. Gene Ontology annotation, molecular function: UDP-sugar diphosphatase activity; metal ion binding. Gene Ontology annotation, biological process: ribose phosphate metabolic process; nucleoside phosphate metabolic process. Lineage: Eukaryota; Metazoa; Brachiopoda; Lingulata; Lingulida; Lingulidae.